AGUUCAUGACUUUGCAAGCAUUCCUUCUGCAAGUAGACGUUUAUCAGGUAGGUUACUUCUUCUCUCCUUCAUACCAAUCCAUCUUUCAACCUUCAACACAUCCCAAAUCUACCCGGCUACACCGUCAAUAUGGGCAUUGAAUACAGCACCGCCAAGUGGCUCGCACCAGCCUCGUUCAUCUACGACUUUGCUGCUCAGCAGUAUGGACUCAACAGCACACCUUCGAUGAAGGACAUCAACGAUGCAAACACCUCUUUCUGGUCUCCUCAGCCUUACUUCAUUGGAGCUUUCUUCGCUCCCCAGCAGAUUGUGCAGCUUGCCUGGUUGUACCGUCUCUGGAAGCUUGACCCCAACAAGCCCAAGGAGCGUGCAGAGCUCGAUCAAAUUGUCAACUUCGUGCCAUUUUAUAUCCUCGGAAAUCUCUGCAUUGGCACGUGGAUGUUUGCGUGGAACUCAAGCCAGCUCAAGCUCUCCAAUGUAUUCGUCGUCGUCAACUCCCUCAGCCAACUUUACUUCAUCUUCACCAAGCUCGGUCCCAUGAACACGUCCUCCACCUCGUCCAUCCUCACCCACAUCAACGCUAAGACCUUCGCUGGUAUUGGUGUCCUCGACUUCGUCCACAACCUCAGUGUUGCAUACUACAAGGAUGUUCUCCCCACCACCGCCGUUAAGGUCGUCACUGGUGCCGGAUUCGCCGGUCUUGCGGCAUGCAGCGACUGGAUCUUUGGUGGAUGCCUGGUGUAUGACCUGGUCGCUCUGAGCGUUGGCCAGGCCCAACUCAAUAACCCCGAUUGGAGCAAGAUGUUGGGUGGAUUUGCUGUCGCCACUGCUGGCAUUGUUGGCCUCAGAAACUACUUUAUGUAGGUCAGCGUUAAAGUGCGUUUCUUUGCUUUCAAACGAAGCGUCCUUGUUUACGAAGCGGCCAUUGUGGACUCUGUGUCUGACACUCGUCGCAGGCCUCCCUACGUCAAGGAGCCCGGAUACGAUCUCACCGCCGACGAUGACACCUUCGACGACCGAGUCUGAAACAAAUCUAU
Molecule: messenger RNA, 1037 nt
Organism: Aureobasidium pullulans EXF-150
Lineage: Eukaryota; Fungi; Ascomycota; Dothideomycetes; Dothideales; Saccotheciaceae
Exons: 3
Coding region: 130-864 (244 amino acids)
Source: RefSeq, a predicted model, not a curated record